AUGGCGUGGAGCUCAAAUGACGGCAGGCGUCCCGCUUGGGAGAGCGCCCUAGUUCCCCCUCCCAUCAUGGUCAUGGGAGUGUCCAAGAAGGACCGGAAGCCUCACAAGUUGGUCGAAGCAGCUGCGAGGGGCUCCCUCCUGGGAGGUCACAGCGCUGAUGAGAUCGACAACAUCAACAACCUGGGCGGUGUGGUUUCUGCCUUGGUUUUGUCCUUCGUCUUGGGCUUGCAGUACAUGGUCGCGCCCGGAACGGAGGAGAUGAACCACGCCGACUAUCGGAGCUUGCUGUGCAAAAGCCAGGAGUUCCGCGUCUUUGUUCGGGACGUUUUCAAGACAGAGGAUAUCGGCACGCACAGCGAGGAGUAUUACAACUUCACGCAGCUGGUCAGACCGGGCGUGUACAUGGACGUUGAGCAGUUUCUCAUGACAGAGCUGCAGUCCAUCUGGGGGGAGGCAAGUUCAGGAUCGGACCACAUAGACUGCAUCGGGGACAAAGAUGUCCAGACGGUAGUAGCCCUGACCUACGACGACUUUCCCACCAAGAGGCUUCACGCCUUCGCCCUGCAGUCGGGGGAUUUCUACCGCUGGUCGGAGGUCAACGAGCGCAUCGGAGCCAUCUCUUCAGCUCUGGUUUUCGCUGCUCUUCUUUGGAGUAUCAUCCUGAACUUGAGCCUGGCCUUGGCACCGGUGCGCGAGGACUCCACGGGGACGGCGCUGGUCGCAUGGCUGAUGAUCGGAGGGCCCAUGAUGAUCUUGAACUACAUUUUCCUACUGGUGGGCCUGAUCCUUUUCUUCGUGACCCAUGGCCGCCAGCUGAUGGCCGUGAGCCCCUUCUCCGGGGCGACGUCCUCGAACACCGUCGUCGUCUCCCUCUUCAGCAUCCUCCUUCCAAUCUUUGUCGUGGGCUUGCUGUUGGGAGCUUCGUCCAAGAUCUGGGCGGACUACAACGCGCCGAAGCUGGUAGCGGCCGGCGCAGAGGGAGGCCCGGGGGAGGUGCAAGUAAAGUCGGAUGGCGAAGUUGCCGACGAGCCGUCAAGCAUGAAAGCAGAAGAGAAUUGA
Molecule: messenger RNA, 1059 nt
Organism: Symbiodinium sp. CCMP2592
Lineage: Eukaryota; Dinophyceae; Suessiales; Symbiodiniaceae
Source: the annotation of a GenBank genome assembly